GUUCACUCUUCAACCAAUCAGUCUAUUCGGUCGAAUCAACUCGAUCGCAAACGCAAAUGAUAGGAUUUGAGAGUCAUGCGUUGCCAUCGGAUUCUAUCCGGCGUGUUUCGUUUGUCCCGAUGGUUCUCGAUCCAACUUGGGCCCAGUUCCCUGUGCGUGGUCAUCUUGAUGUCAAUGUUGUUUCCUUUGCAAUUCCUCUGGUUACGCGAAUGGCUCCCCAACAACCUCGAUUUUAGAGCCGGACUUUUUUCCAAACCUCGACCCCGAGUGGCCUUCUUGAAGACCCACAAAACCGGUUCAUCUGCCCUAACCAAUCUGCUGAUUCGUUAUGGGAUUCGCGAGAAGAUGAACUUUGUGAUACCCCCGCUCUCCGAUGGGGACGGGAUCUAUCAAUCCGGACGGCCUUUCCGAGUUCAAGAUCUCCAGCUGUCUCCUUGGCACAAUCUCUAUGUGAAGGAACAAAAGUACGACAUUUUCGCCAUGCACGCCAUAUGGAACUACUCAGCAUUCAGAGACCUCAUGGGACCAGAUUGCUUUUUCCUAACGUCCUUACGAAAACCUUGGGAGCAAUUUGAGAGCAGGUUCCACGAGUAUCCAUUUCAUACGGACAACAUCUCCGAGUUUUUGGCCCAAUUCAUCGACGACGUUCCCCAUCCGGAUGUUGGCCAUCUGGAAAAGGCGCCAUGGAACCAACAGGCUUAUGAUCUGGGGAUGCCUUAUCCGGAUUCGUUAACACCCGAUCUAAUUCAAGAGCAUAUCAAGGAACUGGACAAGCAAUUCGACCUGGUCAUGAUCCAGAAUUGGAUGAAUCACUCUUUAGUGUUGCUCGCGGAUCGCCUUGGGAUUGACUUGAGCCAAGCAACUUUGUCCCCCAUUAGGAAACGAAGGGACUCGAAAAGGAUAAUACUUUCGCAAAGAGAGCUCGACUUUUUGUCCACUGUUCAGGUGGCCGAUAACUUGCUCUACAAUCAUUUCACAAACCGUUUGAACCUGGAAAUUAAGGCUUUUGGCUUCAUGAAGAUGGAAGAGAGCGUGAAAUAUUUGGAGCAUCUCACAAAUCGUCUCAUGGAGACAUGCACAAAAAAGUCCUGGCCGUUGAUAAAGAAGAAAGUGUCGCUGACCGAAAAUAGACCAGUGGUGUUUGACUGUCCGAAAUAUUGGUACGUGAGCUACAAAUUCUACCCAAUCAUGUUUGAAAAUCUAAUGGAUAAGUGGAAAGUCAUCGAAGGAAGCAUGGUCAAUGCCUCAUCCGAUCAGAGAAUCAAGGUCGAAUAAAACCAUGCCCAAUCCUCACGGAGCUUUGUAAGGACUUUGUGAAUACAAGCCAUUCAAGUGAAAUUGCUUCUUGUUAGAUAGAUCAAUUAUUUCUUAUCUGAGAACUUCAUCUCAUGUUCUAUGGAAGCUGAGACCUUUCCAUGCGUUCAGAUGUCACGACUUCUUUGUCGCUUUAGUCUUAGGACCAACAUAGAAAGCAGAUCUCGAUUAACACAUAUUCGAGUAUAACUUGGCUAAGUAUAGCAUAUACUGUCAAUAUCAGUGGCCAUACUCAGAGUCUCGUGUUGUCUCCGAGGAUCUCGCCAGCCUUAGUUCAAUGUGCAGGUAAGGACGCAAGGCUGACGUUGGUCACAAGCCUCCAUUUGACACUUGCUAUGAAUGUGAGACGUGACAGGCAUCGAGUCUUUUUUUUCGUAUUCAUGCAUUUACCCAGUACACACAAGUACGUACAGUAUCUAGUAUCUAGUAGUAGUAGUACCACUCCUCCAUUUUCCCAUCCUCAUCAUCACACUUGUGCUUGUUGUUCAUUCCUAAUCGAGGAAUCAAAGACUCGUUCCCGUUCUCACACACAACAGAAACAGUUGGAACAAAUGGCACAACUUUUGCGUUUCAGUCAGAAAACAUGGACCUCGUACAAAUCAUUGUGAUCGUAUCAGGAUUUUUCAUUUCUUCCGUAUUUUGUGAGAUCUGUGACCACCAUCAAAAAGGCGAUUUUGUCGGGUGUAUCGCCAUAUCGUUAACCAAGUCCAACUCCACGGAGAGUCAGAAUGUGAUCGAGUUCCAAAGCAACGAAAGUCUUUCCCGUCCAAGUGAUUGUUUCCAAACUUGUGAUCUGAUCCACCCGGAUUCCACCGUCGCCCUUUUGAAUUGGAACCCAGAACGCGGUCUGGAUUGCCUGUGUGGAUCAACUGGAUUGAUUGACCCGGAUAAGGUCGGACCCAGAGUGUUUUGCAAUCAAAAGUGCGACCAAGUGUCCUGUGGAGGCCACCAUCGGUUCCAAACCGGUCAAUCCGAGAGCUACUUUUCGGCGUUCUGUCUAAAAACCGACCUCAUGGAUGCUAUUAAACGCCCGCCCCGCAACCGAUCUGAAGCCUUGUCGAGGAGCAGCACAACAAUGGAUAUCAAUGGGACCCACGGCACUUCUUCCCAUACGAGUGAAGAAGCGGUCAUGGAAAGUUUACAAGACAUUUGGCUGUCCAUUAACAAAACCAACGUGCUCUCUAUUGUGAUGAUUGGCCUGUUGGUUUUGGUGGUCAUUCUGGUUUUGAUCGUGUUAGUUUGGUUGUACAAUUUCAUGGAGUUCUUGGAUAUCCAGGGCCAAGGUUCGGCCUUCUACCGCACCUCGGGAUCCACCCGCCGGCCCCCCUUGAGUGAAGAGGGCAAGGAUCAGGUUUAUGGGGCAACCAACCGGGCCUUUGAUCCCGCCCCUCAUUCCGAGGGCCCGUUUGGCCUGGAAGGGCCGGAAGAAAGGCAGGAUUCGGGGGGCAAGGCAGCGUUCUACGAAGAUAGCGGCAGUCAACAAAGUAUAGAGACUGAACCGGCUGACGAGGUCCACGGCAAUGGGAAGUAAUGCAGCUAGUGUGUACGAGUGUGUUCGUAUGUAUUGUAUGAUUAUGGUAUGUUCAAGUACAUACAAUGUGUGAAAACAAUCUUGUCGUGUUAUCUUCAAUAAAGUUUCAAUGCGCGUGUCGUCAUGACCUAGUAACCAAAGUACGAAUGCACAUACCCUACAAGACUUUGUGGUGGUGGUGGGGAUGAUGAAGGCUCCCAUUUUGGUUUGUUUCAUAUUGGGUCUUUUGUUCUUGUCCGUUCGGAGUGAAUGGUGUCUUGAGGACCAGGUUUGCGUGGAGCUCAAUGAACACGUGAUCAGUUUCAUCACUUCCUCGGAUCCCGCUGAAUGUCUGCAACUCUGUCGAACACACCAAUCUGAAAAGUGCGACUUUUGGACGUGGCAUGAAACCCUAAGCUUGUGCUCUUUGCUCCGAGAAUGCCUCGAUGUUGUUCCUUGUCCAGGCUUAGAGGAGUGCUUUUCUGGAUCAGCAUUUUGCCAAUUCCGGAAUACUACUGUGCUAUGAGAGACCAUUAGCCAGUGAUGUGACUUGUUUCUUUUUGUAAUGCAUUUUGAUGCUAAUUAACUUGGGGCUGUGGAUAGGCUAAAGAUGACCCCAUAUCCCUUCCUCACCCCUUCCUUUGAAUAUCUGUAUCCAUCAGUUUUUUUAUUCAUUUAGUCCAAGGUAGAAUAUUUAUAAAUACAAAUCCAUGUUCCUUUCUGAUUGCCACA
Messenger RNA from Tigriopus californicus, 3556 nucleotides. Its product is annotated as galactosylceramide sulfotransferase-like. NCBI's taxonomy places the organism in Eukaryota, Metazoa, Arthropoda, Copepoda, Harpacticoida, Harpacticidae. The transcript is spliced from 6 exons. Gene Ontology annotation, molecular function: galactosylceramide sulfotransferase activity. Gene Ontology annotation, biological process: glycolipid biosynthetic process. The record is from RefSeq and is a predicted model, not a curated record. Gene Ontology annotation, cellular component: membrane. Bases 76 to 1275 code for a protein of 399 amino acids.